UAAAGACUGCCAAGCUGUGGACCUUCACACUCAUGGCGUUCCUCUCUACCUUCUUCUCUCGCAUCGCUUCCAAACCCCACCUCCGCCGACGUUUCCGCGCCUCUCUCCCUCCCGGUCCCACCCAACCCCCGCGAUCGGGUGCCUCCGGGGACCGCCUCCUCGCCUGGUCGCGCGGUCUCGUACCAUUCGCCGUCGCCGCCGGCGCUGCCCUCGCUUUCGAUCUCCAUCCUGUUGCCGUCCCCUCCUUCUGCGACCCAGGCAUCGAUCUCCGGGUUGGAGGGAAGGAUAGCACCGAAUUAGUGGUGAAGGGUGCUCGUCGGGAGGCGCCCGAGGAGUUCAUCCAAGAGCUAAAAGAUUUUCUUCAAGAUAACCUGACAGUGGACUAUGAAGAACGGCGUUUUCAUGGGGAGCCGCAGAACAGCUUCCACAGAUCUGUGAAUGUUCCUGAUGUGGUCGUUUUCCCAGGAUCACAGGAUGAUGUACAGAAAAUUGUUGCAGCAUGUAAUAAGUACAAGGUUCCUAUAGUACCAUAUGGAGGAGCUACUUCAAUUGAGGGUCACACUUUAGCCCCACAUGGAGGUGUAUGCAUUGAUAUGUCACUGAUGAAAAAAAUUAAGUCUCUAAAUGUUGAGGACUUGGAUAUAGUUGUUGAGCCAGGGAUUGGAUGGAUUGAACUGAAUGAGUAUUUGAAGCCUUACGGCCUUUUCUUCCCACUUGACCCAGGUCCUGGGGCUACUAUAGGAGGCAUGUGUGCUACUCGUUGCUCUGGCUCUUUAGCUGUAAGGUAUGGAACAAUGCGAGACAAUGUCAUCAAUCUUCAGGUUGUUCUAGCAAAUGGUGAGAUCAUCAAGACUGGUUCACGAGCUCGGAAGAGUGCUGCUGGAUAUGAUUUGACUCGCUUGUUGAUUGGAAGUGAAGGCACUCUAGGUAUAAUUACAGAAGUUACAUUGCGUCUUCAAAGACUUCCUCAGCAUUCAGUGGUAGCUAUGUGCAAUUUUCAAACGAUAAAGGAUGCUGCUGAUGUUGCCAUAGCCACAAUGCUUUCCGGUAUACAGGUGUGGAAGGGCAUAAACAAUGGGGAAUUACUUAGGAGGGAUGAGGAACUAUGUGAUGAUAUCGUGAUACUUCUAUUAAAAAAAAAUGUGAGGCACAUGGAGACAUGGCCACAUGCAAAUGCUGAAGCAUAUGCACGGGAGCAGACGUUGAUUGUUCAGAAGAUUGUUUCGGAACAUAAUGGAUCUGAUUUUGUUUAUGUGGAAAAUGCCAUUGAUAAAGAGGAACUCUGGAAGAUAAGAAAGGAGGCGCUUUGGGCUUGCUUUGCAAUGGCACCUAAUAAUUAUGAAGCAAUGACCACGGAUGUCUGUGUUCCUUUAUCAAGGUUGGCAGAAUGUAUAACAAAAUCUAAGCAAGAGCUUGAUGCAUCAUCACUAUUGUGCACGGUCAUAGCUCACGCAGGUGAUGGAAACUUCCACACAAUUAUUAUGUUUGAUCCAGAACAAGAAGAACAACGGCAAGAAGCAGAGAGACUAAACCAUUUUAUGGUUCACACUGCCUUAUCCCUGGAAGUAUAUGUUUACAAGUAUAGUACAAGAACAACUAACUAGUAAGUGUUAUCAUCUGCUUACCAUUUUUGUGAUUUGAAUUUUGAAAUUUGGCCCACCUACAACCCUUUUAUUCCUUAAUAGAUUUUAUAUUCCUAUUAUCUAUGAAAAUGGGGAUUGGAUUUGCUAGUUGAGGCUUGAUAUUUCUGAUGCUUCUGUUUGGGACCUCAGCCUUUUAUUUCAUUCUUAUCAGAGAGAUGGCUGCCGCAGUUACAUCUCUGGUUACCUAGUGGUUGAUUGGCUGUAAUUCAUGUCCACUAACUUGCUUCAUAUCUUUUGCUGAGAUAGCAUCUAAUUUCCUUCUGGAACUGGUGGUUGAAAACUUUCACAUCAUUGUAAAAUAAUAGUGCACAAUACAGAUACAUUUCGAUUUUCAUGUCAAUAACAUUCAUGCAUUACUGUUUGUCAUUUCCUUGUCACUAUAAAAAUAUUUUAACUCAGAGGUGAUAGUUCUCGCUACUUGUAGGAGAGAGAUACAACUUUUAUAAGUUUGAACCAAGGUUUGCUUUAUUGAUCCGUACCGGUGUACCGACCAUGUGUCGGUACGGUACGUACCGAGGCGUACUGACGUAUUGUAUGUCGGUAUGUCAGGGUGUAUUGAUGGUAUGAUUUUAGGGUUUCAAAGUUUAAAAUAAAUAUAAAUUUAGUAUAUUUUAGCAAAAAUAAUCUAAAUUAGGAAUGAAUAGUGACAUAUAUCUUUUUCGAAUUUUGAGGAAUAGCUUUGAUAUUCUGGACCGUCCUUUUGUUAAUAUUGAAUUAUCUACUAAGAAAUGAUUUGAAUUGUUAGAUUUUUUUUAAAACAACUCAAACUUUAAGGUUUAAAUGAAUUAAGUAAUCAAUCAAUGGAUAUACAUGGUUCUAUCAUAAAAAAGAAUGACGGGACUCCACUGGCGAUAGAUCGAGGUCCUCGAUCUUAUGUAUCUAUGCAUCAAUUUAAUAUGUUUGUUGGACCCAAUCCUAAAAUUAAUCCUACAACAUAGUAUAUUGAUACACAGUAUGCUAUUGGUGUAUCAAUAUGGUGAUGGUCGUAGUUUGAUCAUCGUGGAUCACACGUGUCUGAGACGGCUCUUGAGGCAAGUACGAUUGUGGUAUAUAUUGGUGCGGAGCAUGGAGAAUAAUGUUGGAACAUCUACUUUCGCCAUUGAUCUGCUACUCCGUAUUAUAAGAUCGAUCAACGUAUUGUUGCUCAGAAAAGUAUGACCAACUAUCACUGUAUUGUUGUUGGCCGUAAAAUUCUUCAUAAUACGAUGAGCUUCACUCCAUGUCUAUGUCAUGUAGGCUUUGUUGCAUCUGCUCAAUGGGUUGAAGAGAUUGUAAGAGUUGAAGAGAUUGAGAGAGUGAAAUGAGUUGAAAGAGGGGGGAGGAAAGGGUUUAAAAACCCUUUCUAACUGUCCAAAUGAUCAAUUUGAUCAUUUGAAAUAGGGCAAUCUCUGCCCUUGGUUGGUAAUGGUCGAAAUCUGACCGUUACCGACCUAUACCAGUCGGUAACGAUUGGAUUUCAGCCAUUACCAACCUGUCACGAACGGUUGUCACACACCCACAACAACUCCGUUCAACGAACCGUUCGUCGCUCACACCUUCAUGUACAGCUGCUUGGCAGCAUGUUUUGUCUUGGUUUUGGGUCAUUUUGCUUGUAAAAAUGUAAGUUCGAACACGCUGCAGCGUUACAAAGCGACCGCUCACCGAACCGAGCAAAACAGCCCCAAAACAGCUCCGUUUUCGUGUGCUGCGGGCUGAUUUCUGGAAUCUGCCUCCGCUCACCAAAACGUCAGCCAUCUCAGCCCCUAGGAACCCCUCAGGUGGCAUAGGGCUGGAUGGGGCUUCGGAUAUAUGACGGGCGUUGAACAACCUUUCGCAAGUUCGCACGUUACCUUGACGGGAACUUGUUGUCGCGCCCGGCACCCGGUGAGCAGCUGUUUGUGGACUUGCAGCUAUUCGUUCAACCCUCUAAAGUCAUUGUUUUCCCCCUCUCCCUCUUUUCUCUUGUGCACGCAAGGUGCUCGCUGAAUUGCUUGUAAAGCUUCCCCUUUUCAUGAGAUGUCGGGACUUAUCCGUCGCUCGUUCUUUCAAACUAAUCAACUUUCUCUUUUUACAGGUCCUUCGGGACCUGCGAGAGGUUACAAGUGGGCUGAUCCUUGCGGAGCAAUAUCGCAAGGGUGAAGCGCGACUUAGGCAACGCAAGCUAAGUUCGCGUCUUUGCCGCAAGGGUGACUCGCGACUUAGGCAACGCAAGCUAAGUUCGCGUCUUUGGCCGCAAGGGUGCCUCACGCCUUAGGCCGCAAGGGUGCCUCACGCCUUAGGCAAUUCCAGCUAAGGCCGUGACAAAUCGGUACAGACCACGUAUCUGGUGGUCCAUGUACUAGUCCAUUGUUGGACUGGUAUCUACUGCCUUUAUUGGGUGGUUUGCUUUGGUACAGCAAACCAUGGUUUGAACUAUAUUCUGGAGUCAAAAAUCAGAUCUGCUCAGAGCUUUCUCUUCAUGCAAAGAACACACAGAUCAAUUUGCAAAAAAGGGUAGCAAACUGUGUUGCCUUUGCUUCAUAUAAUUGUUUGAGUUACAAGUGAUUCUCCUAUUAGUCCUAGAUGUUCUUAAAUUUGAGUUCAUUUGAAGUAGAGGUUAGCUGGAUCCUUUUGAUGGUGGUUUACCUGAUUAUUUAACAUUCAUGUUUACAUCUGGAGGAGACCAGAUUGUAUUAUUAUUAACUUAGGCAAUAAAUGCUUGAAGAUCAGAUCAACAUGUUCAUGAUUCUUUGAAUCAACAACUUGUUCAUGAUUGUUUGCAUCAAGGAUUUCCAUUUUGUAGCAUGGGGUUGUGCUGAUACCUUUUUGACAUUGCAUGAUCUCAUGCCAUGUUGUGCCCUUAUGCCUAUUGACAUUGCUAAAUUUGGCCUAGCCAUAUGUCAGCACCUCAAGCAUGGUUUCUGACAUUGUACAUUUCCAAUUCGUGCUGACUUGUGCUGAUUGCCAUUGCAAUCAUUGCUUUAAAAAGCCCAAAAUGGUAAUGGUCAGAAUAUUAUAUUUACUUGUGGACCAUAUUUCGAGCAUAUGUACAUGGAAAUUGAAUUUUGGAGAAUUUUUUGCUGGAAGUUCCUGAAAGGAACAAAGGGAUUUGUGUUUGAAUUUGAGUAAAGUAAAUACUUGUUCUUGAAACUUAAGUGAAAAAAACAAUCAUAUUGUCUGCUAAACUUGUAGUCUUUGUCAUGGUGCAAAAGAACCAAGUAUGAGCAUGGACAUUAUCUGAUCAUCACCAUAUGCUUAGUCAACUUUAAUUUCAAGUGAUAAUGUUUUGCUGCAGUACUUCAAACCAUUUAUAUUAAUCGUAUGCAGUUACUAAACAAGAUGAUUCACCUCUUAUUGGUCUACUGGCAGCAUAAAUUUUGAUGUAUGAGCUUUUUAAACCCAGAAAACCCUCUAGUUUUCUAUGUUGUUAUUCCAAGCAUCAUAACCAUGACAUUUGAGUUUCUUGAUAAAGAAGUGGAAUCUGGUAGCCUAACAUGUGCCUCAAAUUUGUCUAUUAAUUUUUAUAUGAUUUUGUACCAAGGUAUUUUAAGUCAUCUACAAAUUGCAAUGUUUCUAGCCCGAGAAAUCUUAUGGUACUUGGCUUUUGUGUCAGAGAUUCCACCAGUUGUUUUUAUUAAACAUAUUCCAGUUAUAACUGUUUCUAUAUCUCAAUGUUGACUUCUGCUUCAGUAUUUGUGUAGUUCUUAACUUGAGUUGUCUUU
This is a messenger RNA of Musa acuminata AAA Group (dessert banana), 5323 nucleotides long. Its product is annotated as D-lactate dehydrogenase [cytochrome], mitochondrial. Bases 33 to 1604 code for a protein of 523 amino acids. The transcript has 17 exons. Gene Ontology annotation, cellular component: mitochondrion. The record is from RefSeq and is a predicted model, not a curated record. Gene Ontology annotation, biological process: lactate catabolic process. NCBI's taxonomy places the organism in Eukaryota, Viridiplantae, Streptophyta, Magnoliopsida, Zingiberales, Musaceae. Gene Ontology annotation, molecular function: D-lactate dehydrogenase (cytochrome) activity; FAD binding; D-lactate dehydrogenase (NAD+) activity.